UUCCCUGCUUAGAUGAAACAAUAACAAUUUAGAAUCAAAGGAAAGCCAAGAGAAGUGGAGGAGAAGGAGAUGGAGUAGAUAGAGAAAAAAGUGUUGAAGAACAGAGAGGAAAAGAAGAAAAAGUUUGAUAAAAUUCUUUGAAAAACAGAAUUGCCCCGGUUCAUGAUGCUUUCAAAGUGUUCAUCUUCAUUUGCAUAUUGGGAUAUACACAAUCAGAAGUUUAAAGGUCGAUGGUCAACCUACUUGUCCACUGUAGUAUACAAGGGGGAACAAGAGAACAGAGAACCUGAUUCUUUCUUUCAUCAAACCCUUAGGAUUGGAUUUAAUAACUGGGGUAAACAUUUCCAAUAUGACCUGGAAACAGAAGAAAUAGGCAUAGCAACUUAUGAAGGAUAUCGCCUAAAUGCAUUCCUAGAGAUGUAUCAGCUACAAGCUAUCUUUUUAUACAAUGAUGAAGUCUGGGGAACCUUGGAUGAAGAAACUGGGAAAUGGAAUGGAGUAAUAGGAAUGGUUGGAUAUGGUGGGGCUGACAUUGGAGUUUGUAGUAUUUCUUACACCUUUGAAAGAUCAUUGCUUGUUGAUUGUACAACAAUUUGUUUACUUACAUGGUUAGAUGGUUGGACAACAAAGGCAGUGCUCAGAACGGAAAAGGUGUGGGGUUACAAGUUCAAUAUCCCGACAGGGGGUCUCGCUAUAUUUGCCCGUAUGUGUGUGUCUGUGUGUCCAGCUGUGGCAUUUACAGCUACCAUGGAAG
Eurytemora carolleeae is the source of this 754-nucleotide messenger RNA. RefSeq names its product glutamate receptor 3. NCBI's taxonomy places the organism in Eukaryota, Metazoa, Arthropoda, Copepoda, Calanoida, Temoridae. The record is from RefSeq and is a predicted model, not a curated record. Gene Ontology annotation, molecular function: glutamate-gated receptor activity. The transcript has 7 exons. Gene Ontology annotation, cellular component: membrane. The annotation marks the transcript as partial.